This is a messenger RNA of Vicia faba (fava bean), 324 nucleotides long. The record is from the annotation of a GenBank genome assembly. Lineage: Eukaryota; Viridiplantae; Streptophyta; Magnoliopsida; Fabales; Fabaceae.
AUGAUCUAUGACCUUCCGUUAACUUUAAGGUCUGGGACGAUUGCUAAAAGGCUUGGUUAUAUCUUGGGAAACUUUGAAGAAAUGGAUAAAAAGGAUGUACAUCGAAAUGGUAAAUUUUUGAGGAUUAAAGUCAAGAUGAAUCUGAAGAAUCCUUUGAAAAGGGGGACGGUUGUUCGAUUCAAGGAGAAAGCCCACAAGGUUUUCUUCAAAUAUGAAAGGCUUCCUACUUUUUGUUUCAUUUGUGGGAGACUGUGGCAUCAAUUGAAAGAUUGUGAAGCGAGUUGUGAUCUGUGCGAUGAAGAGUAUGAGGAACUCGAGGAGUAA